Molecule: messenger RNA, 1302 nt
Organism: Arachis duranensis
Lineage: Eukaryota; Viridiplantae; Streptophyta; Magnoliopsida; Fabales; Fabaceae
Product: probable cinnamyl alcohol dehydrogenase 6
Exons: 4
Coding region: 108-1190 (360 amino acids)
Biological process (GO): lignin biosynthetic process
Molecular function (GO): cinnamyl-alcohol dehydrogenase activity; zinc ion binding
Source: RefSeq, a predicted model, not a curated record
AUGAGAUCUAGUGGUACAGUUUUGGUCUAUAAAUAAAUGUGGGAGUAGUGUGGCCAACUACCACAUCAUCAGUAGAAACAAGUAGAUCAAGAAUUCAUUCUUAGAUCAUGGCUGAGACCACACCCAAUCACACACAAACAGUUUCUGGAUGGGCUGCUCAUGAUUCUUCUGGCAACAUAACCCCCUACACUUUCAAAAGAAGAGACAACGGUGUUAAUGACGUGAGCAUAGAAAUCUUGUACUGCGGGAUUUGCCACACGGACAUUCACUACGUUAAAAAUGAAUGGGGAAUCACUAGGUACCCGGUUGUUCCGGGGCACGAGAUCGUUGGGGUGGUAAGCAAGGUGGGGAGGGAAGUGAAGGGAUUCAAAGAAGGAGACAGAGUAGGAGUGGGGUGUUUGGCAGCAACAUGCUUGGAAUGUGAGUAUUGCAAGACCGAUCAGGAGAACUACUGCGAGAAACUUGAGUUCACUUACAAUGGAGUUUUCUGGGAUGGUAGCAUCACUUAUGGUGGCUACUCAAAAAUGCUGGUCGCUUUUUUUAGAUACGUGGUACAUGUGCCGGAGAAUCUGCCAAUGGACGCAACGGCACCACUGCUGUGUGCUGGAGUGACGGUGUUCAGUCCCUUGAAAGACCACGGUUUGGUUGAAUCGCGAGGGAAAAGCAUUGGCAUUGUGGGCUUGGGUGGUCUUGGACACGUGGCUGUCAAGUUUGCCAAGGCCUUUGGACACCAUGUCACUGUCAUAAGCACUUCUCCUUCCAAAGAGGCGGAGGCUAAGGAGCGUUUGGGUGCCGACCAUUUCAUAGUCAGCUCCAACCCCAAGCAAAUGCAGGGUGCCAAGAGAACCCUUGAUUUCAUUUUGGACACUGUUUCAGCUGAGCACUCUCUUUUGCCCAUUUUGGAAUUGCUCAAAGUUAAUGGCACUUUGUUUAUUGUGGGUGCACCCGACAAGCCAUUCCAAUUGCCCGCAUUCCCAUUGAUAUUUGGGAAGAGAUCAAUCAAAGGUGGGAUCAUAGGAGGAAUAAAAGAAACCCAGGAAAUGUUGGACGUUUGUGGGAAGCACAACAUCACAUGUGACAUUGAAUUAAUCACUCCAGACAGAAUCAACGAAGCUCUUCAACGUCUUGCUAACAAUGAUGUCCGCUACCGUUUUGUCAUUGACAUCGCUGCUGCCACCUCUAAUAACUAAUAUGAUUCCUUAGCUUCUGCUAUUUUUACUCUUCCUUAGAUUGUUUCAGUAUUAAUUCCAUAAUUAUUCAACAAGUCAUAAUAAUAUUGGUUUUGUACCAUGAAUAUAUUCA